AUGAUAAACAACACAACGUCCACCGCUGGUGAAACAUUUGUUCAUAACGACGAUUUCGGUGCAGCCGCAUUCAUUGUCGUUGUUCUGUUAUGGUAUGCAUCAAGUUUUGCAUUUUUAUUGAAAAUGCAAACAGGAACAUCGAUGGAUAUGUUUGAUACGACUAGAGCAUCUUCAAAAAAAGUUUUUGUGCAAAGUCUACGUGAUCAAACGAACAAUACUAAAAUACUAAAAGAACUUGUCGAUAAAGAAAAACGCGAUAAGUUAUGGGAUAUCUAUCUAGGUGAUUCUCAUGAUAGAAUUACACAAGCUGAAACGCGUCGAAUCCAAAAUAUUGAAAAACAAUUAGCAUCCAUUGAUCCAUAUCGUCGCGACAGUGUGCAGCAGAUUCUUGACGAUGAUUUUCGCGAGUAUUUAGAUUCAGACGCACGGUCAUCGGAUACGGAGGCGUCGUCGUUGAAUUUCCGCUUACGUACACGACGUCGAUCGUCGUUAGACUAUCAAAUUCUUCGACAAUGGAAAUCUUUAGCAGAAGAAUUAAAACCAAACGAAUACUGGCCAUGGGCAAUACAAAGACUCUUCAUCCGAAGACACCUUCGACGACAACGAUAUGUAACGGACACUGGUCUGAUGCCUUAG
This is a messenger RNA of Adineta ricciae, 636 nucleotides long. Lineage: Eukaryota; Metazoa; Rotifera; Eurotatoria; Adinetida; Adinetidae. The record is from the annotation of a GenBank genome assembly.